Molecule: messenger RNA, 2558 nt
Organism: Paramecium sonneborni
Lineage: Eukaryota; Ciliophora; Oligohymenophorea; Peniculida; Parameciidae
Source: the annotation of a GenBank genome assembly
ACUAAUGAUAAGAUCUGAAGGAAUGAGCCUUUAUUAAUUGUUGAUUCCAAGAGAAUCAUCUUAUGAUGUUAUGAGUGAAUUAGGCUAAAUUGAUAGUGUAAUGAUAAUUGACCAUCAAUAGCAUUUACUCUCUAAGCCUUUUAUUAACUAAGUAUAAAGGUAUUGUUAAGUACUAAUAUUAGAUGUGAUGAAAUAUUGAAUAAGGUAGAGUAUUUACUGAAUCAAUUAAAUCAAAUAGGAUAAAUAAUAGAACAUGUAUAUGAUUUUAAACUGAUGCUGUAGGAAUUUGAUGUAUGAAAAUAUUAGUAAUAUAGAGAGUCUUAUCAUUAAAGUAAAUUCAAAAACAUACAUUUAUAAAUUAGAUUGAAGAAUAUAUAAAUGGAAAAUAUUAAUAAGUUUAACAAUAAAUUGAUACCUUAUCUAGAUUGAAAUCUAAAUUAUAAAAUACUAUUGAGGCUAAAGAGGCUAUGAUUAAUGCAAGAAGAUGGUUGGGAAUAGCUUACUUUCAUAGUAAAUCAAGUACAGCAUUGGACUUUGAUGAAUAAAUGAUUAAAUCAUAUCACUAACAUGGAGGUAUGAUGCCAUCUUAAAAAUUUACUCAUUUUGUAGGAGUAAUGGACGCAAAAGAUUAUUAAAUAUUUCAAAGAACAGUUUUUAGAAUUACCAAAGGAAACUUUAUGGUAAAUGAGACUUUGUUAUCUGUUUCAAGAUGUUGUUUUUUAUUAAUUUUUCCUACAUUUUCAUUAUAAUCAGAAACAUGGAGAAAAAUAAAAAAACUUUGUGAUGUCUUAAAAGUAGAACAUAUUUCAUUGCCAUUAACAGAAGAACAAUGGGAUCAAAGGUAUUGUGAUUAUGAUAAGGAAAUUGUAGAAAUAGAAAAUAUGGAUAAAUUGACUCAUUAAUUAUUAUCAUCUAUUUUAAAACCAUUAUUAGAAGACGGUGAUACACAACCAUCAUUAUUAUUCAUAAGAUUCUUUUUAGUAAGAGAACGAACACUCUAUGAAAAUUUAAAUAAAGUGAAAAUGUAAUAAAGUAUAUUUCUGGCAAAUUUGUGGGUUAGAUCAGGUGAAAUUUUAUUAUUAGAAGAUAUUCUUUAAACUAUUAAAUAGAAAAAUCCUCAUAUUCCAGCUCCUUAAAUUAAAAAAAAUACCAUUCUCAAACAUAAGCCACCAACUUUUUUUUAAACCAAUUAAUUUAACAAAUUAUUCUAAUUAAUUACUGAAACAUAUGGAAUUCCUGAUUAUAAAGAAAUUAAUCCUUCUAUAUUUUCUAUAAUUACUUUUCCAUUUUUAUUUGGAGUUAUGUUUGGAGAUAUUGGUCAUGGAGCAGCUAUUUUAGUAUUUGGAAUAUUUCUUUCUAUGAAUAAAAUUUUCUCUCCUCGAUCUGAAUAAAGAAAACUUAGAGAAUAAAGGAUAUAAUUAGGAUUACAAAUUUAAAAAUAAACAAAUUCUAAAGACUUUAAUGAUGAAGAUUUAAAUGAUUUUAAUUUAACUCAGAUAAUUUUCGAUUUAAGAUAUAUGUUGUUAUUAUGUGGAGCAUUUUCUCUUUAUACAGGAUUCAUCUAUAAUGAAUUCUUUGGACUUCAAUUAAACAUAUUUGGAUCAUGUUUGAAUUAAAAAGAUUGUACCUAUCCUUUUGGUAUAGAUCCUUAAUAUGAAGAACUUGGAUUUAGAAAUUCUUACAAAAUGAAAUUAGCUAUAAUAAUUGGUUUUAGUUAGAUGUUACUCGGAAUCAUCUGUUCUGGAUUUAAUUAUUUUUAUUUUAAAAAAUGGAUAAAUCUUUUUGUGAUUUUUCCAGCUAGACUUUUGUUUUUUACAUUAUUUAUUGGUUAUAUGGUAACUUUAAUUGUACUAAAAUGGUCAACGUUUUAUAUUGAUACAUCAUAGGCUCCAAGCAUUAUUACUACAUUAGUUGAUAUGUGGAUGCAUGAUGGAAAGGUCACUUUAAAAACAUUUGAAUCAGCUGAUUUUCAAAGUUCCUUACAAAAAUUAAUUAUAUUAAUUUGUAUAAUAUGUAUACCUUUUCUUUUAUUUGCUCCUAUUAUUGCAGAUAUUAUUACUCUACUUCAAAAGAAAAAAAAGGACCCUUAAAAUUUGUAAGAAUUUGAAUUGGUUCCUUAAAAUAUGAAUAGUGAUUCAUCAAAUGAUGAAAUUAUUUCUGAAUAAUCAUAGCAUUCAUCUUAUAUAGAUAUUAUUGUCGAACAUCUAAUAGAAACCUUAGAAUUUGCUUUAGGAUGUAUUAGCAAUACUGCUAGUUAUUUGAGAUUAUGGGCAUUAUCCUUAGCUCAUUCUGAAUUAGCUAAAGUCUUAUUCGAUUUAACAUUAAAAGAUCCACUUGCUAAUGCUAAUUUAUUUUCUUCACUAUUAGGAAUGCCUGUUUUUUUAUUGGCUACUUUUGGUAUUUUAUUAUGUAUGGAUUCUAUGGAAUGUUUCUUACAUGCUCUAAGGCUUCAUUGGGUAGAAUUUUAGAACAAAUUCUAUAAAGGGAAUGGAUAUAAUUUUGAAGUUUUUUCUUAUAGAAAAGAAAUGUAAAAAUAUUAAGAUAAAAUGAAAACUUGA